AUGGUGGGUCCCUGCAGAGGCUCCACCAAGUGGGUAAAGUCCGAUGGCCUGUUGAUGGAAAAAUUGGAAAAGGUUGCCGGCAAAAAUAAGUGGAUUCGUAUCAGGGAUCAGCUGCCCCUACUCAUGAGCCAUUUCCGCAUGCACGAGCAUCUGUACUGCGACAUGCGAAGGCCGCGUCCCGGUGAGAUUUUUCAACCGCCACGUACGUACACCCAAGAGGAGCGCGACGUCGUGUGGCGGUUGGCCAAAAUAAGGUUUCCUGAUGUUGAUCAUCAGGAAGUUUGGUACACGUUUAAGAUGAUUUUUCAAACGUACAUGGACGAUCUGGAGAUGGGCAUUGAGAAUCCGUGGCCGCGCCUUUGGUGGUUGGCCUUGGAAAAGCUCAGAUUCCUUGUGAAUGUGCGCUAUCAUCCGCUGGAGCCAUACUACUACAUAGUCCACACCAAGAUCAGAGAGGAAGUGCAGCGAUGCAGUAUUUUCGUGACGAUGAUGACUCGCCAUACCGCCGAUAAGACUCAAAAGUCCAAUGCGUGGGGCAACCAGGUCCGCAUAGAUAGCGAGCCAUUGCCCUGGGACACUGAGGAGGCCAAGCGUCUGCUGACGGGAAACUGAGAGCCGACAUAGUCCUACCCACCGCUCCUGCUCCACUUCCGAGUGCGGCCGCGGCUCCACCUGCCACUCUUCUUGGUACUUGUCACCAGCAGCAGUGCCCGACCAGUGCAGUCCAGAACUGUCCAAAAUUGACUUGCACAACGGAGCAACACCUGCCCAUUAUACCUGCCUUCGAGGUGACCAAAAUUCUACGACGGUUUCCCAACACCUACGCUUCUGUCUCCUCCGUCGAAAAGCGCUCCGCCUGGGUGGAGCUGAAUGCCACAGUGACUGAUUGUCGCUUGAGCUUGCAGUACGCCCUGCGUCAGUCACUCAUCCUGAAAAUCGCUGAUCCAUCUAGCCAGUGCCAAAUGGGGCAAAACUAUUAUCGCCACAUGAACGAAAUCUACAAGCAGGUGAAGCUGACUAUCGAUGCCGAUCAGCAGUUGGUGCGGACGUCCCAGCAACUCAACCAAACGCUUUUGCCGAAACGCUUUAUGUCUGAAAUCACCAUGAGCAACAGCAAGCCAGCUUUGGUUCUCAAGAACUGGGCCCAUGCCGUUGGCAGUUUUAGUCCUGUAAGCCAAAAGGCACUGAUCCAAAAGCUGACCGAAAUUUUCUCCAAGCAUGCGGAAGCAUCGGAAGAAGCAAAAGCCAAAAACAAGCAAGCGAAAAGAAACGAACCAAACGCGCCUUGACAAUCGCAAUCACAAAUACUUCAUAAUUUAAUUACUUUAUAUGCGUUUUGGCUUAAGUAUAAUAAGACUACAGUUUUGCAAAAUAAAUGUAAAAUUUUGCAUAGGUAAGAAAGCAACAAUACAGUUGAGAAUACUAGGAGUACGCAGGGUAUACUAGUCAAUUUUAAUUUAAUUAACCUUAGGACAAAUGAUGCCUAAAAGGAACUUUGAAUGCCAGCUUAAAUGUAUACAAAAUGGAAUAUAGUACCUAUGUAUGUAGUUAUAAGGAUUAAGAUUAAUUAUUAAGUAUUAAGAUACUGCUGUGAAGAUCUAAAAAAUAAUUUUCAAUUGGGCUUAUGGAAUGAGAUGAAUUUAAACUGUCAAAUUUUUUUAGUUUCAAAAUUAAAUUUAAAAAUAAUUCGAAAGAAUGCUCUUAAGUAAAGAAAAUUAUUUAUAUGGACUAAAAGGACUAAAGGACUGUUUGCUGCAGAGUGAUGAAAGUAAA
Drosophila obscura is the source of this 1773-nucleotide messenger RNA. RefSeq lists its product as uncharacterized. The transcript is spliced from 3 exons. NCBI's taxonomy places the organism in Eukaryota, Metazoa, Arthropoda, Insecta, Diptera, Drosophilidae. Bases 1 to 612 code for a protein of 203 amino acids. The record is from RefSeq and is a predicted model, not a curated record.